AUGGAGUAUAAUCGUUGGUGGCUGAUGAUGGUGGCGCUGGUGGUGGUUUCGGUCUCUAUGUCCCUGGCCGAGCCUCGGUCCGACCAUGAGCUAGUGCGUACCGAACGCGGCGCUAAAAAUAAAGAGACUUGCCGCUAUGUUCGCGGAGCGUGGUCCGAAUGUGACCCCAAGACGAACGUGCGUUCACGCACUCUUACUCUCAAAAAAGGAGACCCUAUCAACUGUGAACGUGCUAAAACCAUACAGAAAAAGUGUAAAAAAGCUUGUCGUUACGAAAAGUCUUCAUGGAGCGAGUGCAGCCCGAAUGGUGAAAUGUCUCGGACGGAUAUGCUGAAGAAUAACAGUGACCCAACCUGUGACACCAGCAGACGCGUCACAAAGAAAUGCAACAAGAAUAAGCAGCUUAAGUCCACCAAGGACAAGGGUCGCCGAAAUCGUCAGUAA
Messenger RNA from Danaus chrysippus (African queen), 444 nucleotides. The record is from the annotation of a GenBank genome assembly. NCBI's taxonomy places the organism in Eukaryota, Metazoa, Arthropoda, Insecta, Lepidoptera, Nymphalidae.